AUGGUGGCCGCCCCCUCCACCUUCCGAACGGGAGGCUGGCCGGCCGCGCUCCUGCCCUGGCUGCUGCUGCUGCUCGCGGCCGCGGCUUGUAUGGCCGGUUGCUGGUGGAUCGCGGUGUCGAAGGCGGUGCCCGCAGUGGCGCGGACAGCGGUGGUGGUUGCGCCAACAGCGUCGGGAAGUCGCGGCGCACUGUUCAAACCGGUUCCUAUGUUGUUCGACGAUGAGCCGAGUCCGCAGGAGAUCUGGUCAGCGGUGGCGUCAUCCAUUGCACAGUGGCAGCGCGCGCACAACGGACGCCACCGAAGAAGCACCAACGCGGCCACAGCGGAGAGGGGCGUCUGCUACGGAUCUCUUGGCUGCUACAGAGAGGACACUGUCUCAGGACUGCCGAACGCCUUGCCUGAAAAACCCGGCAGCAUUGGAACACGUUUCUACUUGAGCUCUCGCCGAAGCCGGGAGCCACGUCUCUUGGGAGAGUCGGCCUUCAACGCUUCGAAGCCAGUCAAGCUCAUCAUCCAUGGUUUUGGCAGUAGUGGCAAGCGCUCCUGGGUACACCGCAUGGUGGACGCGUUGCUCGUCGCUGGUGACGUGAACGUCGUAGUGGUGGAUUGGGAGAAAGGGGCCACUCUGCCCAACUACGUCCAGGCGGCCGCUAACUCACGCCUCGUGGGACGCCAGGUGGCACAAGUGGUGCGGCGGCUCUUCCACCUCGGGGCGAAACCACGUGACUUUCACCUGGUCGGAUUCUCCCUGGGCGCCCACGUAGCUGGCUUCGCGGGCGCCGAGCUCAGGAACCUAUCGCGCAUCACCGGGCUGGACCCGGCUGCGCCCUUGUUCGAAGGCUACGAUCACACGUCUCGGCUGGAUCCCACAGACGCAACUUUGGUGGACGUGAUCCACUCCAACGGCGACAGCUUUCUGCGAGGCGGUCUGGGUGCCUUCGAGCCACUAGGACACGUUGACUAUUACCCUAAUGGCGGCAAGGCACAACUGGGAUGCAAUAGCGUCUUUGUCGGAGCCCUGAGUGACAUCUUCUGGGGUCAUUGGCAGAGCCUGUGCCACCACCGACGCGCACUUCAGCUGUUCACAGAGUCAGCGAACCCACAGUGUCCUUUUCCAGCGUUUUCUUGCAAUACCUACGAGCACUUCCUGCGCGGCGAAUGCUUCCCUUGCGAGCGACCAAUGGACUGCAGCUACAUGGGGUACUUUGCUGACCGGUCACGAGCGCGUGGACGAAUGUUCCUGAUGACUCGCCAGGAGCCUCCAUUCUGUGCGAGUCAAUACAAGCUGGUUGUCAACAGCUCGGCCGGCCAAGAACCAUCAUAUGGGAAAAUUGAGCUGGAACUCUUCGCUGAGUCAGGCGCCAAUGAAACGUUCAGCGUAACAACUGAUUCACAGGAGCUGAAAGGUGGCCAGGCUGAGAAAGUGCUCGUCGCUGCCCACCCGGCUGUCGUCAACAUCACGAGAGUAGUCAUCAAGUACACCAAAUAUCGCGGAUGGAUUUACGGAGGCAAGGACUCCUGGUUCAUCGAUAAAGUAUCUGUUCUCGACAGCUUCGGCUACACAGUCUCGUACUGCGGACUACGGACACGACUUACCGACGGCAUUCCACUGAAGCUCCGCAUGCGAGCCGAAGACUGUCAGCCACCACCGCCGCAGCGCGUGGCCCGACUGGUGUGGCAGGUUCUGAGCGACCCCGUAGUGGGCAGCCAGCCCAGGCCUCCCCGACUCGUCUGGACGCUGAGGCUGGAAGACGCGGCGAUCGCAUCUGCAGUGGUAGCUGCUGCACCUCUCGAACCUCGCCCGCCAGUACCACUUGCACCGACUCGAAGCCGGUAGACACCAGCAACUAGGCAAAUUUCGAACUGUCGUUUGUCUACGGAGGCAGACUGGAGAAUA
Messenger RNA from Rhipicephalus microplus (southern cattle tick), 1899 nucleotides. Its product is annotated as pancreatic triacylglycerol lipase. Gene Ontology annotation, molecular function: lipase activity. Lineage: Eukaryota; Metazoa; Arthropoda; Arachnida; Ixodida; Ixodidae. Gene Ontology annotation, biological process: lipid catabolic process. The record is from RefSeq and is a predicted model, not a curated record.